CCUCCUGCCCUGCCCUGGCAGGCCAAGGCUGGCCACAGCCUCUUAAUAUUUAAGGAGAGCAAGAGCCCCCCUCACCCAGUGAGCGCACAGAGACCACGCGGCUUGGUUUGACUUUGGCCAGAGUCUUCAAGAUGCCAAACUGGGGUGGAGGAGCAAAAUGUGGAGCCUGCGAAAAGACGGUCUACCACGCAGAAGAAAUCCAGUGCAAUGGCCGGAGCUUCCACAAGACCUGCUUCCACUGCAGUGUCAACCUCCUAAUCCAGUGGGGAGCAGGACUGCUCUCCAAGAACUCAGAUGCAUGUGUAGUGGCCUGCAGGAAGGCUCUGGACAGCACCACAGUGGCAGCUCACGAGUCAGAGAUCUACUGUAAGGUCUGCUACGGGCGCAAGUAUGGCCCCAAGGGGAUCGGGUACGGCCAAGGCGCUGGCUGCCUCAGCACAGACACAGGGGAGCACCUCGGCCUGCAGUUCCAACAGUCCCCAAAGCCAGCACGAUCAGCCACCGCCAGCAACCCUUCCAAGUUCACGGCGAAGUUUGGAGAGUCAGAGAAGUGCCCUCGGUGUGGAAAGUCAGUCUAUGCUGCUGAGAAGGUCAUGGGAGGAGGCAAGCCUUGGCACAAGACCUGUUUCCGCUGCGCCAUCUGUGGGAAGAGCCUGGAGUCCACAAAUGUCACUGACAAAGAUGGGGAACUUUACUGCAAAGUUUGCUACGCCAAAAACUUUGGCCCAACAGGCAUUGGAUUUGGGGGCCUUACACACCAAGUGGAAAAGAAAGAGUGAAGGGAGCGUCUCUUCUCAAGCCCUUCGCCACAUCGCUGAGUUUACCUGUACAGAGGAGGUUUUCCCCGGCAGCCUUGUUUGUAGUGGGUCGACAUUCUCUUCAGAAUUGAUCAUAGGCUUUUCCAAAGUGAGAAAAAAAAAUCUUCGGAAGAAAAUUAUUUAAACUUUAAUCUAUAACAAAAGCUUUAUUAUUUACGAUUCUUGGGACGGGAGAGGCAAUAAAUGUUUUGGUGGUA
Messenger RNA from Octodon degus (degu), 1015 nucleotides. RefSeq names its product cysteine and glycine rich protein 3 (gene Csrp3). The coding region runs from base 132 to 779 and encodes 215 amino acids. Gene Ontology annotation, molecular function: structural constituent of muscle; actinin binding. Gene Ontology annotation, biological process: cardiac muscle contraction; sarcomere organization; muscle tissue development. Lineage: Eukaryota; Metazoa; Chordata; Mammalia; Rodentia; Octodontidae. The record is from RefSeq and is a predicted model, not a curated record. The transcript has 7 exons. Gene Ontology annotation, cellular component: nucleus; Z disc; cytoplasm.